Cladophialophora yegresii CBS 114405 is the source of this 1161-nucleotide messenger RNA. RefSeq lists its product as uncharacterized. The transcript has a single exon. The record is from RefSeq and is a predicted model, not a curated record. Bases 1 to 1161 code for a protein of 386 amino acids. NCBI's taxonomy places the organism in Eukaryota, Fungi, Ascomycota, Eurotiomycetes, Chaetothyriales, Herpotrichiellaceae.
AUGGGCUUUCACUCGCUCCUUCUCUUGGCUAUGCUCGCCUGGACUCUUGUGUCGGCGAGGAAAUGCCAAAACAUCACCAUCCCCGUCCAAAUCUCAGCUCGCAACGCCGCCUUCGACGUGGCAGUGCCUCGGUCUGGCCUCGAAGUGACUGAUUUCGCCCUCGACUUUGGUCGUCAAGGGAACAACUACUCGCAGUCGAUCCUCCACGACUACAUCACGGUCACGGGUAGCUACCAAAUCUUCGCGACGUACUGCUCGCCGGACGACGGUCCAGGCAGUGUCCUCCAGAUCCUCACACACGGUAUCGGCUUCGACAAGAGCUACUGGGAUCUCCCGUUCAACAACUUCAAUUACAGCUACAUCGCAGUUGCUGUUGACCAGUACGGAUAUUCGACUCUUGCAUGGGAUCGUCUGGGCAUCGCAAAUUCCUCCCACGGCGAUCCUCUGGCAGAGAUACAAACCCCGCUCACGCAAGCUGCCCUCGCCGCCUUGACCGAUCAUGCCCGCAAGCAUCACUCUCCUGGUAGUCCAGACGGCAGUUUCAAGAUUAUCCACGUCGCUCACUCUUUCGGCGCCGUCCUAUCCUAUGGGCUCGCUCGCGACGAUCCCUCUGCUACCGACGGUCUCAUCCUCCAAGGUUGGGCUAUGGAGAAGACGUAUUUCUCGUACUUCGUCUUUGGCGGCAAUUUGAUCUCCGUCACCGACCUUACUAGUGCCUACGAAGCUGGAUACCUUGCCGCUGGGAACCAAGCAGCUUUGCACACUAACUUCCUUGGCCCAGGCCAGUACGAUCCGGAUAUCGUGGCUUAUGCAUAUGCAAACGGCCAACCCGCUGCGAUGGGCGAACUCCUUACCAUCGGCGGUGCCAUGUAUGGGACCAGCGAUUUCUCAGGACCCGUCAUGGUCAUCACUGGUGAGAGAGAUCUUCCGUUCUGCGGUGGCAAUUGCUAUGUGACUGGAGAUAACAACGCCGACAGUAUCCCGGACAUGGCGAAGCGGUUUUUCCCCAACGCCAAGGACGUCAACGUCACGAUCGUAGCCGGUGGCGGACAUGGGUUGAACAUGGAGUACGGGCACGAGACGGUGUACCGUGCUAUGAACGACUUUUUGGGAUCCAGCGGGUUGAGUGCGCAGAGCAGCAGACGGGACGUUGCGGAGUGA